Molecule: messenger RNA, 976 nt
Organism: Syngnathus typhle (broad-nosed pipefish)
Lineage: Eukaryota; Metazoa; Chordata; Actinopteri; Syngnathiformes; Syngnathidae
Gene: hspb11
Product: heat shock protein, alpha-crystallin-related, b11
Exons: 5
Coding region: 123-527 (134 amino acids)
Biological process (GO): intraciliary transport
Cellular component (GO): intraciliary transport particle B; centrosome; cilium
Source: RefSeq, a predicted model, not a curated record
UGACGUAUAUAUCAUGCGACGCUAGGCGUUGGCGUGGCAACGCUCGGUUGUUUGGAUGUCCUAGCAAAGCUCUGCAUGCACAUCAGACCACAUUUGGGGCAGUGUUUUGUCGUAAUUCUAUCAUGAUCGAGUCGUCUCUUCGUUCUUUAGGAGCGAAAGUUGUUGUAGCUGCUUCCAACGAUGAGAACCACCCGCCGGAAAACAUUAUCGACGGAAACACCAACACAUUUUGGAUGUCCACGGGAAUGUUUCCUCAAGAAUUCAUCAUUCGUUUUGCUGAAAUGACAAACGUUUCUUCAGUGACCAUGGACAGCUACAACGUCAAGCACCUAAAAGUAGAAAAGAAUACGUCACAAAACGCCUCUCACUUUGAGUUUGUGGCAGAGAAAGAACUGAAAGUCACGGAGGGACAUCUUCAGACAAAUUCUAUUUCACUAAAUGGAACCACUGCCACUCACCUUCGUUUCAUCAUCACCUCAGGAUACGAUCACUUUGUUUCAGUGCACAGGAUGGCUGUGCAUAAAUGACACUUGCGCUAUUUGCGUCAUUGUUCUCACACGCAUUUAUCACUCAAACUGAGGUGUGACAAGAAAUAUACACCGGAUAGAAAAGUCUAAAAGUAUUUGUAUUAUAUAUAUAAAAAAGGGCCAAAAAAUACUCCUUUUUUUUACACUGUCAAUGUAAUAUUGAAUUUGUUCAACUGGAAUGGUUGAGGAAAAAAAAAAAUCUGAAGUGAGAAGAAUCAGCUGGAAAAAUGUGGUUGCACAAGUGCGCACACCCUCCUAAGUCAUGUUUAAAUGUGUUUUUUUUCUCAUUAUAUGAACGGCACGGUUUCUUAGCGGCUCUGCCUCACAGUCGAGCGCUCCUCGGUUUGAAUUUUCAGCUGAGAUAUCGUGACUUGCUACUUUUAUAAAUGUGUCUCAUCCAUAUUCUAUUUAGCUCAACGCAAACUAAUUAAAGAUAUGGAUUCACUUAA